Molecule: messenger RNA, 3606 nt
Organism: Cercocebus atys (sooty mangabey)
Lineage: Eukaryota; Metazoa; Chordata; Mammalia; Primates; Cercopithecidae
Gene: HMGCLL1
Product: 3-hydroxymethyl-3-methylglutaryl-CoA lyase-like 1
Exons: 9
Coding region: 1592-2317 (241 amino acids)
Biological process (GO): ketone body biosynthetic process; L-leucine catabolic process
Cellular component (GO): endoplasmic reticulum; cytosol
Molecular function (GO): hydroxymethylglutaryl-CoA lyase activity
Source: RefSeq, a predicted model, not a curated record
AGCUAUUGGAAACAAAGCUGCUAAAUAAACUAACGCUUUAUUUUAGGAAUAUUUUAACUAAGGUAUCUCCUUCAAAAUUAAUCUCUGUAUCCAAAUAGGCUUUCUUUGACCAAGUUCUAGCACAGGGUCUUACACAUGUUAAAUGUCCAGUCAGUAGUAAGUGGAUGAAUAAAUGAACAAAAACAAUUUUCUGCACCUAUUAUUUGCAUAAUGGUCAUCACAUAUAUACAUAUAGCACUGUGUGUGACUUUGCCACAACUCUUUUUAGCUAUUGUAACCUCCCUUUUUUAUAGAUGAAUAAAUGAAGUACAGAGUGGUAAUAGAAUUUUUCAUUAUACCAGGGAUGGAAAAUUGAUUUUUUUCUUGCAGAAUAGAGUCAAUCAUUGGUGGUAGAUACCUGAAUUUAGGUAGUAGUUUCUACCUGGAUAGCAGAUACUGGAGUAGUUAGUUCUACUGAGAAAGCCUAGAAGAUGCACCUGUACUCAUUGUGAAAAACUGCCAUAUUGAAUUACUCUUGUCUGCUCUGAGUCUGAAAUGGAGGACUGGUAGCAUUCAUGUUUAGGAUUUUAAAUCUCUACACUACAUGCAUAUGCCCUACAGAGAUAGAUCACUAUAGGUUUGUCUAUUUGGCACUUUAGAUUCUGUAAUGAGUAUUCAGCAAUCAUUUUUCUUCUGUGUGUGUGUGUGUGUGUUUUUGGAUCCCUGCAUUUUUUAAAAGGCCCCUUAAAUUACUUUUAUGAUUUACUAAUUCAUUUUAAUUGAGUUUCCUUUCAUAUAGUUAGAACUUUGAUUAACUAGUCUUGAUAGAGUGGAUCAAUGUGAUGUUCUGCAGAAUGUCCAGCUAUUGCAGGUCCUUUUGAAAUAUGACAGACAAUAGGUGAGUGAAUAGAGCAAUGAGAGAAUUCUAUAAAAUCCAUUGUUUUCUCUCCCAAGCAAAUUGGAAUUUUAAUGCUGUUUUUUCUUUCAGGUAUAGAAAAGAAAGCAUUCAUCCACUGGAGGCUGCAUAUAAUUUAAAUAAGGCAGUGUUAAUUUGCUUUUGCAAAAAUACUGCAACUGUCACAGAAGCUAUAAUUGGGGUUUACUUUAUAGUAGCUUAGUGUCAUCCCCUAAAAUCAUAACAUCUUUCUGGUUUGGGUAGAGGCUGUACUGGUGAUUAGAGGGGGUUCAUGAUGAGGCCAUCACCCCUAUAUCUUUUACUUUCUUAGGAUGCUUGAGGAUGGUAAUAAUCUCUACUGUUUCUCCUAAUAUGCUUUCUUCUUCUCCUCUCCCUACUUCCCCUUCCUCUUCUUUUUCUUUUUUUACUAUUUCAUCUGAAGGAGAGGAGGGAGAGAUUUCAGAAGCUCCUACUUGCCCUUCAUUGUUACAGUAGCUCCUACAUUACAAGUCAAGGAACCAAUAAGCAGAAACAUCCCAGUUAUCUGGACUCCCUGAGUUUGUUAAAAUAGUAGAAGUUGGGCCUAGGGAUGGAUUGCAGAAUGAAAAGGUUAUAGUUCCUACAGAUACAAAAAUUGAAUUUAUCAAUCGACUUUCCCAAACUGGCUUGUCUGUAAUAGAAGUGACUAGCUUUGUGUCUUCCAGAUGGGUACCACAGAUGGCUGAUCACACUGAAGUAAUGAAAGGCAUUCAUCAAUAUCCAGGAGUUCGCUAUCCUGUCCUUACUCCUAAUCUUCAGGGUUUUCACCGUGCUGUUGCUGCUGGAGCUACUGAGAUAUCAGUUUUUGGAGCUGCAUCUGAAUCCUUUAGCAAGAAGAAUAUUAACUGUUCCAUUGAAGAAAGUAUGGGAAAGUUUGAGGAGGUUGUUAAGUCUGCAAGACACAUGAAUAUUCCAGCACGAGGGUAUGUGUCUUGUGCUCUGGGCUGUCCAUAUGAAGGAAUUAUUACACCGCAAAAAGUGACAGAAGUGUCUAAGAGAUUGUACAGCAUGGGUUGUUAUGAGAUCUCUCUAGGAGACACAAUUGGAGUGGGAACUCCAGGAAGUAUGAAAAGAAUGUUGGAAAGUGUGAUGAAAGAAAUCCCACUGGGUGCUCUUGCUGUUCACUGUCAUGACACCUACGGACAAGCCUUAGCAAAUAUCCUUACGGCCCUUCAGAUGGGAAUCAAUGUGGUGGAUUCUGCAGUAUCCGGAUUAGGCGGCUGCCCUUAUGCAAAAGGUGCUUCUGGGAAUGUAGCCACUGAGGAUUUGAUAUAUAUGCUUAAUGGCCUGGGGCUCAAUACAGGUGUGAAUCUAUACAAAGUGAUGGAAGCUGGUGACUUUAUUUGCAAAGCUGUGAAUAAAACCACAAACUCUAAAGUAGCACAAGCCUCCUUCAAUGCUUGACUUGAAUGGAUUUAUGAUCUACAGUUGAGAAGAUCAAUUUCAGCUACAGUACUCAUCUGAAAAUCAUUAGUGUCAACUUGCUCUGAUAUGUGAAGUAAUAGACAAGAGUGGGAAAAAAGAGAUCCUUUUCAAAAAAAUUAUAACUGGAUAGAUUAAGUCAACAAAAAGCAGUAUCAGUCAUCAGGUAAAUUGCAAGCUGAGGAUAAAUAAUAAAACUUGUCCUAUUUUGAACUUGGAAAAAAGUCUCUUUUGCUCUUGUAGAAAUAACUUUUUAAUUUAGAUGGGAAAAUUGAGUUCAUAUUUCCCCAAGUAUCAAAUACUGUGUUAAUACUUAAUCAGGCAGGCUUAACACAGUGUACAUACCGUCAGUAGUUUAUGAGCUCCUGCAUAGUAUGCAGAGUGUGUGGCCUCAAUAUUAUGCAUUAUGCCUCUGGAUCUCAACUAUUCAUUUGCCAAGUCAGUUAAGUUAUGGACCAAAAGCCAAAUCUCCAUCUGACCCUACAUAAUUUUAGCAAUAGAACUUUUAUAUUUCGAGUAUGGCUAACAUCUGUUAACUAUUUCAGUGACUUUAUCUGGUUCCAAGAGGCUGUGGCCAAUGGCAAGAUGCCAUAUCCUGGAAACAUAUUACGACCUCCCAUGUUUGUUACAUGCAUCCAGUUUACCAUACUUUACCUAUCAUCAGUUAUAGUAAAAAUCAGCAUGGAGUUACUCAGCUAUUGAGAAAUUGUAGGCUAUUAUUUUGGUCCUGAUGUCUAAAUUGCAAUGAUAAGAAUAGGUUGAUACAUAUAUCGUCAUCUACCCUUAUAAUUUUCAGAUCACUUUCAAUUCGCACAAGGAAAUAUCGUUGUGAUCCUAAGAAUAUUAAGAUAAUUUUUGGUUAAUGAAAUACCUAUUUUCCUUUGAUUCAUGGUGCUUUGAUUACAUCACAUGAUUUUUUGGUGUAUUUUUAGUGGUUAUUUUAAAAGUUGAAGUGACUGAAAUGUUGUCUAUUGUCCUAGAAUUGAUUGCCAGAAAUUGAAAGAUGUAAUAUAUCAAAGACAGAGAUGAGGAGCAGGAGGACUAUUCAAGAUAAACAUUUCCGUAACCUAUGCAAAUUUUAUGGGGGUAGUAUUAUUACACAUGGAUCUGAAAUGUCAGUUCUAGUAUUUAUAUAGACUUCUCUAAUAAUAUCAGGUGAUAUUAUCUUUGAGUAAGUUUGAAUAUGAAUUGAAACAUAAAAAUGAGUGUUGUGAACUUUCUAGGAAAUAUUCAUUAAAACCAUUGAAAUAAAAAUAAGUUCAAGAAAGUAA